Messenger RNA from Phragmites australis (common reed), 939 nucleotides. Its product is annotated as protein VACUOLELESS GAMETOPHYTES-like. The transcript has a single exon. The record is from RefSeq and is a predicted model, not a curated record. The coding region runs from base 78 to 812 and encodes 244 amino acids. Lineage: Eukaryota; Viridiplantae; Streptophyta; Magnoliopsida; Poales; Poaceae.
UGAGUUUGCUGAGGCUUCGCUAUUCCACCGAUCGGUUAAAUUUUGUUCGUCGUCGUUGCUUUGCUCGAUCGCCAGCCAUGGGGGCCGCCAUGUCCGGCCACUUCUCCCACCCCGACCACCACGCGCCCUUCAAGCGCGUGCACGACGACUUCACAAAUUCCCGGUGUGGGAUGUGCCAGCUCAAAUUCGUGUUCGGCGCGGCAGCCUACCGCUGCUCGGAGCCCGGGUGCCCAUUCCUCCUCCACGACGCGUGCUACCGACGCCCGGUGACGAUCAGGCGCCACUUUGGGCACCCGCAGCACCGCCUCGCCCUCGGCCUCACCCCCACCUCCCGGAGCGACCGGCGGCCGUGCAGCCUCUGUGCCCAGGGGCUCGACGCGCCGGCCUUCGCGUACAGCUGCACCGACCGCGGGUGUGUCGCCGGCGGCUUCCGCGCGCACCCGCGCUGCUGCAACCUCCCGCGGGACAUCAGCACGCCGCUGCACUCGCACAGGCGCCUCGUCCUGCGCCCGCCGUCGGGUGGGAACAACAGCAACGGGCAGCAACAUCCACGCAGUUGCGUCAAGUGCCGGAAGACCACGACCGGGCGGACAGCGGCGUGGUCGUACCAGUGCCCCAAGUGCGACGACGUGGAGCUCUGCCUCGCGUGCCUGCUCGGCAAAGACGGCCGCGACGUCGUCCUUGUAGCCGUGCACUAUCUAGGGCGUGUGGCGGGGGCGUUAUUCUGUGGGUUCGUGUCAGGUAUGGGAUGCCCUGGUUUCACAAUUCAGUCGUACCCCGGCGACAUGGAAAUUACGAGAUACCAAAAGUGAUCGAAAACUAGCAAACUGAGCUGCAAAAACAAUUGGAAUAUUGGCUGGGUGUAGAUUACGAAAGGUGUGUUAUCUUAAAUUCAUGUGGCUAAUUAAUAACCAUGCGAAACAUUUGACCUUUGGGGGA